Messenger RNA from Aspergillus wentii DTO 134E9, 841 nucleotides. Its product is annotated as PhzF family phenazine biosynthesis protein. The record is from RefSeq and is a predicted model, not a curated record. Gene Ontology annotation, molecular function: isomerase activity. Gene Ontology annotation, cellular component: cytoplasm. The transcript has 4 exons. Gene Ontology annotation, biological process: biosynthetic process. NCBI's taxonomy places the organism in Eukaryota, Fungi, Ascomycota, Eurotiomycetes, Eurotiales, Aspergillaceae. The coding region runs from base 65 to 841 and encodes 258 amino acids.
AAGAUUUGAAUAUUGAAGAAUAUAAAGAAGCCGGCAGUUAUCUACUAGAAUUUACUGCUUCACCAUGUUCCUCAACUACGUCGUAGUAGAUGUCUUCAACACCAGAUUCCUGGGCAACCCACUCGCCAUCGUCUUUGUCCCGGCCAAGAACCGGAGCACCAUCACGCAGACCAUCAAGCAAAAGAUCGCCAUCAAGUUCAAUCUUUCCGAAACGAUUUUCCUCCACGAUCCGGAAAUCAGCUUCCAGGCUAUCAAAUCCCGCGCAAUUGACACAUUCACACCGAAAUGCGAGGUUCCUUUGGCCGGACAUCCAACGAUCGGGACAGCAGCGUAUGUUUUGCGGAACUACGCCGGCGGCUCUGCACUACAAGAACUGGUGACUAAAGCAGUCCCUAUCCCCGUUUCGCAGGACGCGGCAUCUGGUCUUGUGAGCGCUUCAAUCCCAUUCGAAUGUCACGUACACCAGACGCUUGUUGGAUCCAACCUGGUGGGGCUAUCUUUUGUUCUCGCUGAGCUAGCGGGCAUUGAUUCCUUGACGAGUACUUCCUCCGGACUACUUGAAGACUGCUGGAACGUCGGGAUUAUGGGCGAGGGGUGGAACUGCGGCCCUACGGGCACAAAGUAUAUUUUUGUCUCGUGGGAGAAUGCCGGAACUGGCAGUGCGUUCAGUGCCCUUGCGCGCUUGCUGGCACUGAGAGAAGGGAAGGGGCAGGGAAGUGGGCCUUCUCAUUAUCAUAUCGUGCAAGGCAUUGAGAUGGGGAGGACGAAUGAUAUCUACGUUACCGAGGUUAUGCUGCGCUGUGACUCGGUGCUGAUUAGUGAGGGGCGCAUUACAGUGUAG